Messenger RNA from Quercus robur (English oak), 2930 nucleotides. RefSeq lists its product as uncharacterized. Gene Ontology annotation, molecular function: mRNA binding. Lineage: Eukaryota; Viridiplantae; Streptophyta; Magnoliopsida; Fagales; Fagaceae. The coding region runs from base 183 to 2402 and encodes 739 amino acids. Gene Ontology annotation, biological process: mRNA alternative polyadenylation. Gene Ontology annotation, cellular component: mRNA cleavage and polyadenylation specificity factor complex. The record is from RefSeq and is a predicted model, not a curated record. The transcript is spliced from 3 exons.
CAAAAAAGAUAGGAAAAACCAAAAAAAAAAAAAAAAAAAAAACCAGAGAAUUCAAUUCACACCCCUUCACAACUUUCCAGAUUAGGGUUUCUCUCUCUCUCUCUCUAGAAACCACAAACUCAGAGUCUCUCUUUCUCUCUCUGAAGAAGAAGAAACGUUUCGUUUUGAAACCCUAGAAGAAGAUGGACGAAGGGGAGGGAACGACGGCGGAUCAGAUGGACCAGUUCCAUCGGAACGAGGCGAUAUCCGCCGUCGCCGACGUGGCCUUUCUCGGCGAAGAGGAAGAGGACGAAGAGGAUUACGAGGAUUUGUACAACGACGUCAAUGUCGGCGAGGGGUUCUUGCAGACUUUGAAGAAGAACGAGGAAUUAGGGUUUAAGGAAGAGGAGGAGGAAGAGGAGAAGAAGUUAGAGUCACCACCGAAGGUAGCGCAGGAACAACCGCGUGGUGCUGUUUCGAUUCCUGGUGUGGGUGAAGGUAGUGGGAAUGUUAGGGUUUCGGGUUCUGGUGGGUAUGGUGUUGGUGUUGGUGUUGGUCAGAGUAAUCAAGGGUUUAGAGGGAAUGAGAUGAAAGGGAGUGGUGGGAUUAGGGUUGAGUUAGUUCAACACAGUAAGAUCAAUGAGGUUGUAGAGGAGCAAAGUGGGUUUAGCAAUAGCAACAACAACAGCAAUAAUGUGAAUAUUAAUGGUAAUAAUAGUAAUAGUGGUGUUGGGCAUGCUGUGCCUGUUGGGGUUCCAGGGAACAUUGGUGGUGGGCAACAACAAUUACAUGGUGGUGUUGGUGUUGUUGUUGGUGGUGGUGGAGCUAAUGAGGGUGUGGUGAGGCCUAGUGGGAAUGUGAAUGGGUUUGGGAAUAGUGGGGGUGGAGGAGGAGGAGGUGGAGGUGGGGGGACGAUAUUGUUUGUUGGGGAUUUGCAUUGGUGGACGACGGAUGCAGAGUUGGAGGCGGAGUUGUGUAAGUAUGGGCCAGUGAAGGAGGUGAGGUUUUUCGAUGAGAAAGCUAGUGGGAAGUCGAAGGGUUACUGUCAGGUGGAGUUUUAUGACCCUGCUUCAGCGACUGCGUGUAAGGAAGGGAUGAAUGGACAUUUGUUUAAUGGUAGGCCGUGUGUGGUGGCGUUUGCAUCUCCUUUUAGUGUAAAGAGGAUGGGGGAGGCUCAGGUGAAUAGGAAUCAACAGAUGGCCCAAUCUGGGGUUACACAGGGGAGGAGAGGUGGGCCUAAUGAUGGUGGGGGUAAGAAUGGUGGGGGUGGUGGUGGUGGUGGUGGGAGUAACAUUGCUACUGGUGGGAAUUAUCAAGGUGGGGAUAGUAAUAAUAAUAACAACAAUAAUAAUAAUUAUAAUAACAAUAAUAAUUAUAAUAAUAAUAGAGGUUAUGGGAGAGGGAAUUGGGGCAGAGGGAAUGGGCAAGGAGGAAUGGGGAAUAGAGGGCCAGCUGGGCCAAUGAGGAAUAGGGGUGGUGGUGGGAUGGGAGGGAGAGGUAUAAUGGGUAAUGGUGGUAAUGGGUUUGGUCAGGGUAUUGGUGCAACCCCACCUUUGUUGCACCCUCAGCCAAUGAUGGGUCAGGGUUUUGAUCCGGCAUUUGGUGGGCCUAUGGGGAGAAUGGGAGGCUAUGGAGGCUUUCCUGGUGCUCCAACACCUCCAUUCUCAGGGAUUUUGUCUUCUUUCCCUCCUGUAGGAGGUGUUGGUUUGCCUGGAGUAGCCCCACAUGUGAAUCCGGCAUUCUUUGGAAGAGGGAUGCCCAUGAAUGGAAUGAAUGGAAUGGGCAUGAUGCCCACAUCUGGUGUUGAUGGACCUAACAUGGGAAUGUGGUCAGAUCCUAGUAUGGGUGGAUGGGGUGGUGAGGAACAUGGUGGUGGGAGAGCUGGGGAGUCAAGUUAUGGGGAGGAAGCUGCAUCUGAUCAUCAAUAUGGUGAGGUGAGUCAUGAUAGAGCAGGUUGGUCGAAUGCCAUGAAGGAAAAAGAUAGAGGUUCUGAAAGGGACUGGUCUGGGUCUUCUGAGAGAAGGUAUAGGGAUGAUAGAGAUCCAGGUUAUGAUAGGGAAAUGCCUAGAGAAAAAGAUAUGGGUCAUGAUUCUGACUGGACAGAAAGAAGGCACCGCGAUGAUAGAGACAUUGGUCGAGAACGGGAUAGGGAGCGUGAUCGGGACCGAGAGCGAUCCCGGGAUCGUGACCGUGAGAGGUCUCGUGAUAGAGACCGUGACCGUGAGAGGUACAGAGACGACAGAGAUAGGUAUGCUGAUCAUCAUAGGUACAGGGACCGGGAAGUGGAGCAUGAGGAUGAAUGGGAAAGGGGCCGGUCAUCAAGGACUCACAGCAAGUCACGGAUAUCACAAGAGGAGGAGCAUCACCGUUCAAGAUCAAGGGAUGCUGAUUAUGGGAAGAGACGGAGGCUUACCUCUGAAUAACUGAAUCAGAUGCUUCUUAUUUGUUGAACAGCUCUGGAUUCAUCAUGAUACUUGGACUCUCCUUCAAGUGCUGUUAGUGGGGUCCUUGAUUUGUUGAACAGCUGUUCUCACUUCAUUGCCUGAAAUUUCUUUACUGCUUCUUCAACACAGGAGCAUCGUUCCAUUCCUGUGUGAAGAAAUCUUGAAGGAUAUUUGAUCACUGGGGAACUAAAGCUGUUCAGCAGAACUCUGAGUUGCCUUGGAGAUAAGAGGACUUCAAACUUCUACUUGGUAGAGACAUUGCAUGGUGUUUACUGGUUGGCCUACAUUGAUGUGGAAGCGGAACUCUUUCUUAAAGUUUUUAGCUUUCUUUUCAUUUAUGUUUUAGUUAAUUAGAACUUGAUCAAACCAAUGUUGUGGAUGAUAAUGUUAUGGCUUGAAAUUGCUGAAGUCUGAAAUGUGGUAGAUUGUUGUACAACUUAAAUGUAUGAAUGGUGAUGUAAUAGGAUUUAGUUGUCUAGUUGGUAAUGUUCCUUUUCUGAUUGUCUA